This is a messenger RNA of Fulmarus glacialis (Northern fulmar), 1539 nucleotides long. Its product is annotated as bifunctional heparan sulfate N-deacetylase/N-sulfotransferase 4. The annotation marks the transcript as partial. The record is from RefSeq and is a predicted model, not a curated record. Lineage: Eukaryota; Metazoa; Chordata; Aves; Procellariiformes; Procellariidae. The transcript has 5 exons. Gene Ontology annotation, molecular function: deacetylase activity; heparan sulfate N-sulfotransferase activity. Gene Ontology annotation, cellular component: Golgi apparatus.
AUGAAUCUAAUCGUGAAGCUCCGCAGAAGUUUCAGAACGCUGGUUAUUCUCCUGGCAACAUUUUGCUUGGCAAGUAUCGUCAUUUCUGCCUAUUACCUCUACACCGGCUACAAGCAGGAAAUGGCCCUCGUGGAAACCACCGGAGAAGCAGAGUGCGAAGACCUCAAGCUUCUACCAUACAGGUCCAUGGAGCUGAAAACAGCUAAGCCAAUUGAUCCGUCUAAAACUGAUCCCACUGUCCUCCUCUUUGUGGAAAGCCAGUACUCCCAGCUGGGUCAAGAUAUCAUAGCCAUCCUCGAGUCCAGCAGAUUUCAGUACCACAUGGUCAUCGCACCAGCUAAGGGCGAUAUUCCCCCUCUCACAGACAAUGGAAGAGGAAAAUACACAAUUGUUAUAUACGAGAAUAUUUUGAAGUAUGUUUCCAUGGACUCAUGGAAUAGAGAGCUUCUGGAAAAAUACUGUGUGGAAUACAGUGUUAGCAUAAUCGGUUUUCAUAAAGCCAACGAGAACAGCUCCCCAAGUACGAAACUGAAAGGAUUGCCAUUACAUCUUUACAAUAAUGUAGCCCUCAAAGACUGUGUGGUAAACCCUCAGUCUCCCCUGCUGCGCAUUACCAAAGCGCCAAGGGUUGAGAAAGGUCCACUACCUGGUGAAGACUGGACAGUUUUCCAGUUUAACCAUUCCACCUAUCAACCUGUGCUUUUAACCGAACUGCAGACCUCCAGACCGCCCCCUGCGGCAUUGCCAAAGGCUGCUCUGUAUGCAACCAUCAUCCAAGACUUGGGGCUUCAUGACGGGAUUCAGAGAGUCCUUUUUGGAAACAACCUGACCUUCUGGUUGCACAAACUCAUCUUUCUUGAUGCCAUCUCUUUUCUGUCGGGGAAGAAGCUCACACUGUCCUUGGAUAGGUACAUUCUGGUUGAUAUAGAUGACAUCUUUGUUGGGAAGGAGGGAACGAGGAUGAACAUCAACGAUGUGAAGGCUUUACUAGAGACUCAAAAUUUACUGCGCACUCAGGUUGCAAAUUUUACCUUCAACCUUGGAUUUUCAGGAAAAUUUUACCACACAGGGACUGAAGAGGAAGAUAAAGGCGAUGACCUGCUGUUGAGGUCUGUGGACGAGUUUUGGUGGUUUCCCCAUAUGUGGAGUCACAUGCAGCCUCACCUCUUCCACAAUGAGUCGUCACUGGUGGAGCAGAUGAUCCUCAACAAAGAAUUUGCAAUAGAGCACGGCAUACCGACCAGCAUGGGCUACGCAGUGGCUCCACACCACUCCGGGGUCUACCCCGUUCACAUCCAGCUGUACGAGGCCUGGAAGAAGGUCUGGCACAUCCGAGUGACCAGCACAGAAGAAUACCCACACCUGAAGCCUGCACGGUACAGACGGGGCUUCAUCCACAAUGGCAUCAUGGUGCUCCCUCGACAGACCUGUGGCCUUUUCACUCAUACUAUUUUUUACAAGGAAUAUCCUGGGGGUCCUCAGGAACUGGACAAAAGUAUCCGAGGAGGUGAACUCUUCCUCACCAUUCUCCUGAAUCCC